AUGUUACUUAGCGCAACGGAGGCAAGGCACCAGGAGGAACUCAAUAAGGUUCGCAUUGAGGUGAAACUCGAGUUCCUUGAUAAAUGUGAAGGUCUUUUUUACAUGUACCAUGAGAAGAAGAUGAAAGAGUUCGAGCUGGUCCUUGCCGAAGCCAAGCUUCAAGAUGUUCAGGUUACUACUAUCGAUUGGUCCAAAUUGGGUGAGCCAAUGAUGUAUGACUAA
Molecule: messenger RNA, 222 nt
Organism: Eruca vesicaria subsp. sativa (arugula)
Lineage: Eukaryota; Viridiplantae; Streptophyta; Magnoliopsida; Brassicales; Brassicaceae
Source: the annotation of a GenBank genome assembly